Messenger RNA from Aedes aegypti (yellow fever mosquito), 434 nucleotides. Its product is annotated as protein PET100 homolog, mitochondrial-like. The transcript is spliced from 2 exons. NCBI's taxonomy places the organism in Eukaryota, Metazoa, Arthropoda, Insecta, Diptera, Culicidae. Gene Ontology annotation, biological process: mitochondrial respiratory chain complex IV assembly. Bases 129 to 377 code for a protein of 82 amino acids. Gene Ontology annotation, cellular component: mitochondrial inner membrane; mitochondrion. The record is from RefSeq and is a predicted model, not a curated record.
GCAUGCAUGCUGUCAGUGCAACAGUGUCAAAAAAGUGCAUCCCAACCAAAACAAACCGACUCCAGCUGAUUGAACGCGAAGUCAUUUUACAUAACUUUUGAGGGCACGUGCCGCAGCAUAAACGAACCAUGGGCGGUUGGAUGAUGGAAAUCGGCAGGAUGGCCCUCUACAUGACGUUCCCGGUGGCAAUGUUCCACUGGUUCAAUCAGCCGGAGUAUUUUGAGAAGUGGGUGACGGAAACGAAGCGCCAGAUCUAUCCUCCGGAGAACAAGGAACACCGGGAGGCCGUGGAGAACUGCAUCCGGACGCUGCGGGAGAAGAAAGACCGGGAGCUGCUUGCGGCGCUGGAAGAGCUGGAACAGAAGGAAAAACAGUAGAGUGGUGGAUGGUUCUUGUAUAAAAUAGAGAAUAAAUUGGUUUAUUUAAUUAAGGAA